Molecule: messenger RNA, 3010 nt
Organism: Amphibalanus amphitrite
Lineage: Eukaryota; Metazoa; Arthropoda; Thecostraca; Balanomorpha; Balanidae
Product: protein goliath-like
Exons: 8
Coding region: 270-1823 (517 amino acids)
Source: RefSeq, a predicted model, not a curated record
AGGCUACCGCGGCCCGGGGGUCUGUGUUCCGACCCUCUCCCCGCUGUCCGCGGACAUUCCCCGUGUGCGUUGUCGAGCCUGAGGCGCCGCCGGCGGCCGCGCCGACCUUGCAGUCAGCUGUUCCCGUGCUGACGUCACGGGAUCAAUGCGGAGCCGGCAGGGCCAGGUAGCCGGCCGGUCGGCCGGCGGGCGACAGACGCUGGCGGCCGGCCGCCGGGACAACAGUGCCUCGCGGAGCCCGCGCAGUGUGUCAGUGGUCACCGAGCACCAUGGGGAAGUCGGGACGGUCAGUGACGGGCCGCGGGCCGCUCACAAGUCACCUCCUGCUGGCGCUGGCGCUGGCAUCCAGUGUGCACGCGCAGGCACACCAAAUUCGCUCGGACUGGAUCACUCAGGACAAUGAGUACGUGAUGACAUUCGUGAACGUCACCUACCACAACCCCGUCUCGAGCGAGCUCAACUACCACAGCGGAGAGAUCGGCAAGUACUCGAACGGGCUGGUGGCGGUGGCUGCCGGCCGUCUGGUCCAUGUGCGGGCCGCCAACGGGUCGUCUCACGACGGCUGCGACUGGCCCUGGGAGCCGGUGGCCCCGGCGGACGAGCCGUGGGUGGCCCUGGUCACCUACGGCCGGUGCACGCCCGACGUGAAGCUGGAGAACGCGCUGCGAGCCAACGCCAGCGCGCUGGUCGUGUACGACAACCAGCCGCGGGGCCUGCUGCAGCGUCUGCACCUCGACAGCGAGCGGCGCGACUCGCUGGUGACCGUGUUCUUCAGGAAACAGCAGGGUGAGGACCUGGCCGACCUGGUAGACAGGGGCUUCGACAUCUGGAUGCAGCUGACGCCCGGCAGACGCGUCACAUUCUCAGUCGAGAAGCUGAACAGGACCUCGGUGCUGUUCGUGUCCAUGUCGUUCAUCCUGCUGCUGGUCAUAUCGCUAGCCUGGCUACUCUUCUAUUAUGUGCAGCGAUUCCGAUACAUGCACGCCAAGGAUCGACUCGCGCGUCACCUGGUGUCGGCCGCGAGGAAGGCGCUCUCUCGCGUGCCGCUGAGGACCCUGAAGGUGGACGAUGAGCAGCUGGGGGACGCCGAGUGUUGUGCCGUCUGCCUGGAGUCCUACCGCGCCGCCGAGUGUGUCAGGAUGCUGCCCUGCAGUCACCAGUUUCAUAUGGUGUGCGUGGACCCGUGGCUGCUGAAGAACCGCUCAUGUCCAAUGUGCAAAAUGGACAUCCUGAAAUACUACGGCAUGACGGUGGUGACUGGCGAGGAGGGCCUGCCCCAGUUGGGGUCGCCGGGCGAGCCGACCAGCCCCGAGCCGGUGCCCGUCUCCAUGGGGUCCGGCCGCUCCUCACCCCACCAGGCCGACCGGCGGUCACAAACGGCGCCGUCGAUGCCGCCGAGCCUGGUGCGGAUCGCAGUGCCACCUGGCGGCGCAGAGGGCAGCACCUGCGCGGGGGCAGGUGGCAGCACAUGUGCGGCCGGCUCGGCCAAUUCCUGCGAGUCCCAGAUGGCGCUGCAGUGCGCCAAGCUGUCGGACGUCUCCUCGUCGUGUCCGUCGAUGUCCGGGACGCCCUCUGCUGCCUACGACUGCUCCGAGUCUGUCGACAGCCCGCUGAACCUCGACUCGGCGCUCGAGCGAAGGCUCUCCCUGCCAGAUGAUGACUCGAGUCUCAGUGAGAGCGCUGCCACGUUCCAGUCGUGCCAUCCGGCCUCGUGCGAGAGUCUCAGCUGCGGCUCGCCAGAUGUCUCGCCAGGCGCCGGCCGGCCCGAGCCGCCCACAGCCGAUGCCAUGGUAGUCGUCCACAUGAAUGAGAUGGAUACGUGAAUGUGUGGGUGUGAUUUGUGAUGAGAUGUUCUUGUGGUAGGAAGUGUGCGAUGUGUCCUGCUGUGACGAGAGGAUGUUACGCUGAUCGACGCUCGUCACUGCGCGAUCGGAGGCUAAUCGGUGACGUCAGAGGGUGUGUGACGCCAGUGACGUCAUCACUGAGACGCUGGAACAAUUCGCCGUUACCAGCGUCCGUCCAGUCGAGUCUUUCGGGGGCGAGCGGUCAGAGAUACGAGACGAGUCUCCUUGCAACGUCCAGUACCGGCGGCGGCGCAGUUGUGGCCGUAGACGACAGAUGGCAGCACGGGUCGAGGUCAGCUGACUGCCGGACCGCCAGCGUAGCACAAUCCGCCGGCCAGUGAGGGGGCGCCGGGAGCUGCUUCUGGCCGAGGAGGGUCGCGGUCGAGGCCAGAGGGCAUCUGGCGAGUCAUUUUAGACUAGGUUUGCGUUCUAUUUUGCUCUGAUCUGACUAGUGACUCGCUGAGUUGUAUCGUCGCUCUGCUGAAGGUUGGAGUGGUUUUAAAACGCGAGGGUAUAAAGAAGGGUGCCUAUGUUUUGUGAUUUUGCUUCAAUUGUUGAUGCUGGCCGCUUAAGUAGGUGUCAUGUUUGUAAUCUUGUAUGUUCCUGACGUACCCUCUUAUUGCCGAAACAAACAAACCAAAUUGAGUUUUAACUCUAUUGUUCCCGAUUUAUCGGAGUGAAAGUGCUGCGACGAUGUUUUAGGAUGUGCUUUAUUGACUCGAGUGACCGAUUUUAAUGGAUUCGUUGGAUGUCCGCCACCGAGACACCCAUUCGCUCAGAGUUUUAUUCAGUGACUUUUGUCUCUAUGAGACUAAAGCCAGGCACCGAGUCCCAAUUACUAUCCAUGGGGCUGACCGGAUGCCCCGCGUUAGCAUCGAGCCGGAGAUGCGAAAGAACGAUCAACCACCCAGCAUCGCCCCGCCCAUGAACUGUUAAACUACGGAGGCUGGCCGGGUCGGGUGUAUGUCGACCGCAGGCGGGCGCGAGGGCCGUCCUCACACUGUGUGUCACCGUUGGGUGUCCGUCUGUCGUCCGUAUUACUGAGUGUCUCUGAGUCAAAGUGUGUGUGUCUCACGGGCCGGCGCCGCCCGACACUCAAUACAGGGCAUCGCUCCUUGGAGACGACACCAUUCCGUGUGAAGCGAAAAUAUAUGGUUUGUACGCAA